Messenger RNA from Arabidopsis thaliana (thale cress), 354 nucleotides. RefSeq names its product Putative membrane lipoprotein. Bases 1 to 282 code for a protein of 93 amino acids. The transcript has 2 exons. The record is from RefSeq and is marked reviewed. Lineage: Eukaryota; Viridiplantae; Streptophyta; Magnoliopsida; Brassicales; Brassicaceae. Gene Ontology annotation, cellular component: extracellular region.
AUGAAGAUAACUAUUUUGUUUUUAACUCUUCUAGUUCUUUCUUCCUCAUGUACAUCGAUAAUUACCAAAACAAUGAAUUCAAAAGAGACAAUAUAUCUUGAUAACCCAGCCGUGAGUCCUUCAAUUGAUCAAAAUCUAGUGGAUAUACAUCUUGGGCACUCUUUUGUUCAAGGCGUAAUGAGUUUUUGUUAUGACUGCGGAAAAGCUUGUUUUAGAAGGGGUAAAAAUCUUGCUAGGUGUCAAAAGUUUGUUUGUCGUUGCACUAUCAGUAAACUUAGAUAGGACUCGUAAUUUCUUUGUAAAAUUUAUAAUAAAAAAUUAUUAUUUAAUGUUUUUCUAUGAUUUUUGUUUACU